Messenger RNA from Nilaparvata lugens (brown planthopper), 2958 nucleotides. Its product is annotated as targeting protein for Xklp2 homolog. NCBI's taxonomy places the organism in Eukaryota, Metazoa, Arthropoda, Insecta, Hemiptera, Delphacidae. The coding region runs from base 546 to 1238 and encodes 230 amino acids. The transcript is spliced from 8 exons. Gene Ontology annotation, cellular component: spindle; microtubule. Gene Ontology annotation, biological process: regulation of mitotic spindle organization; activation of protein kinase activity. The record is from RefSeq and is a predicted model, not a curated record.
ACUUCGAAAACAGUCUGAAUAAAUUCGUAACGUUUUUAUCUCGGAUCUCGGAUGCUUGUGCUGUGCUUGCUUGUGCCAAGUGAAAGUCUGUAAGUCUGUCAAACUUUUAAUCUUUUCUAUUGAAUUUUAUGCAAUUUUAACACUAAAAAUGGACACGAAAACCAAGAAUUUUGAGUUCAACGCACCCCAAUACUUGGAUUUUACCUCUACAACUCUUUCUGAAGACGAUGGAGCUGAUAGAUACUUUGACACUGAUCAUGAAUCUGAAAGACGCCUCACGCAGGUACACGAACCUGCAGCAGUAUCAUCGAGUACUCACCCCAUCACUAGUUUUAGUGCCAAAAGUCUCCGAUCCAACAACUUGGGGUUAGGUGUUGUAAGCUCCUCAAAUGAAGUGCUGGACUUAUCUCAACGGAGUGUGGAUAUCGAACACAUAAACAGAGCUAUCCCACCACCGCCAUGUUCUGCAAGGGAAAGUCCGCCCUACAUAUGCUCCCGAAUUGAAGGAGACGGAGGUGAACGGAGAGGUGAAUCAGGUGCUAGAAAUGGUGGAGGUGGCCCAUCAAGGCACCAAAUGCCAGACUAACCAAAAGAGAUGCACCAAGGUGCAACCGUUUAGCUUCGAGGAACGCGAUCGUCAGCUGCAGAAGAUCAAGGAGGAGAAAAUCAAGAAGAUCCUUGACGAAGAAAAGAAACUGCGUGAAUUUCACGCGAAUCCGGUGCCAAAUUUCUCGCAGCCAGCGAUCGGCAGCUUUUCCACCACUAAAACUGUCACCGACCCAAUCAACCUACAAUUCAGGACAGAUCGGCGUCUCGAGGAACGCCAUAAACGCGAAAAACCAGCUGAGGACAAAGAUGAAAAAUUCGUGUUCAGAGCGAAACCGGCCGUGGUUCUGAAGAAGGCGCCCUUCGAGCCAAAAAAAGGCGACUCUGCGCUCACUGACGUCACAGCAAUCCAUCUCAACACCGAGGAGCGAGCAAAAAAGAGAGAGGAAUUCAACUGCAAGAUUAAAGAGCGGGAAGCCACCAUUGAACAGAUCAAAUAUCAGCGUCGCCAAGAGGAAGAAAAACAGCAGAUGGAGGAAGUUAGGCGCAUGCGCAGAGAAGCAGAGCACAAAGCUGCGCCAUUCCCCCGUAAUGUGAUGGAGGCCCCUUUCAGAGUGCGUCCCUCCACUGCACCCCUCACCGAACCGAAGACCCCAAAGGUUCUGUCGAGAAAGAGGAAACACCAAGACUAAGCUCGGCACAGUUCCAAACCAAAAACUAUUAUUUUUUCAUAAAAAAAUUAUUUUUAUAAAAUGUUUUAGUCAUGUAACUGAGUUGAAAACCUCUCCAGUUCUGUCGCGAAUAAAGCCGGGGACACAUCUGUCAAGUAACGUUCCGAUUCUACUCCGAUCAUACAGACGGAUCACUGCAUGACAGAUAAACAUACAACGGAUUUCAAUGCGGCAUGACACACGAGAUUUAUCUGACAUGAGUAGAAUCGGAACGUUGCAUGAGAGGUCUGCUAUUUGAUCUGUCCUACUACCAAUCCUACAGCUCACAGAUAUGUCGGACAUGAGUAGAAACGGAACGCUGUAUGAUAGGUGUGGCCCCGGUUUAAUAGAACAUCGAAAUCCAAGACAAGUAUUUAAGACAAUGUAGUUCUAGGGAAAUGUAUAACGUUAGCAAUGAGAUAAUUAUGUUUUUUUUUUUGGUAAGUUGGUUAAGUUUUAGAGAAAAUAUACCGAAUUUAGUUUUGAUGUUUACUUUUUCGUGAUGAUACUUUCAGAGCUCUUUGAUCAAGCACAAGUAGCUUGACAUUUCUGACAAACUUUAACAACUAUGCUUAGUUCUAAACAUAUUUUAUUGGUUCUAAAUGAUUGAAAACUGUUUGCUAUUCAGUCUCAACAUAAGGGUGCGUACAGAUAUACACGCCGGAACAUGAGCAAUUCAUUUUUAAUCAGCUGACUAUAUCUGUAUUUUUACAGAAACGGUAAGAUACAGAUGUAAAAAGCUUGGCAUCAGCUGAUUAAAUGUGAAUUGCUCAUGUUCGCGACGCAUAAAUAUGUACGCACCUUAAGACUCAACUCACACUCACGCGACUCAGGUGGAGAAGAGACUCGACUCCAGUGGAGAGCAUGUGUUUUCAAAUGGUGAGGUCGCGGAGACUAGAGUGGACUGGUCUGAAUGUCACCAUUUGAAAACACAUGCUCUCGACUAGAGUCGAGUCUCUUCUCGACCUGAGUCGUGUGAGUUGAGCCUAAGACUCAAUACCUAAAGUCAGCCAGUUACUCACACAUUGAAUUUGAACGUUGGGUUUUUUGUCGUCCUUAUGAAUUCUACGCAAUGAAUUCUUAUGAAUUCCUAUGAUUAAACGCAACUUGACGAACAUCAUCGGUUUGAAAUCAUCUGUUUAAUCUAAUAGAAUUUAUAAGGACGGCAAAAAAAUCGUACGUCCAAAAAUCAAUGUGAUUCAUAAUGACUGUACUGUAUUGAACAAAUAACAAUUAUUAUUAUUAAAUUAUUAUGUGUGUGUAACUAGACUGACUACAGUAACUAUAUGGGUUAAUAGUAACCCAUAGUAUGGGUACAGUAACCCAUAUAGUUACUGUAAACUGACGAACCGUUCCCAAUCUUUUAGGGCUGUUUUCACAGUGGAAGCUUGAAUUGAAUCAGCUGGUCGUUCAAUCUCAAGGUGAACCACAUCAUACAAAUAGAGACUCAGGUCGAGUUGCACAGAAGCCUGUUGAAUUUUAAUCAUGAUUAAAUCUCACGAGAACCAAUCAGAUACGUUUUGUAUAAAAUGGAAGUCUCUCUGAUUGGUUCUCGUGGCAUUUAAUUGGGAUUAGAGGUUAACAGACCUUUGUGCAACCGGGUGUUGAUAUGGAUUGAAUCCAGUAUAACUGAGGUACCGUCAAAACUGACACUUGAUGCAAGCGGCACUUAGAACCAAUAAACUAUUAUGCUUAUAACUGU